AUGAUUACUCCUGAUGCUGGCCAAAAUUAUUCCAAGUUCAUGGAAGAAUUCACUUUGAAGCAGUAUGAGGGAUUCCAUGUUACAGCAGAUGAAGUAAUAGAAGCACAGGUAAAGAUGGAUGUUUCUCCCAUGGGAAGUGCCUCCAUUUGUUAUGCUACUGAAUUGCUUCAAGCCCAUUACUUGUUCACAACUUUCAAGCGUCUUUUUGUUGACCUCAUCCUUGGUUUCCAAGAUCGAAACAACAGCCAAAAUUUGUUCAAAAACAUGUCCUUAGAAAAUGCUUUGAAAGUGAUUGAGAUUGAACUUGGAUUCAUGUUUGAUGUGCUUUACACCAAAGGAGAAAUAAUUUAUGCCCACGUGGGCUGCUAUCUCCGUUUCAUCUGUCUGAGCAGCACUUUCGCAGUGUUGAUAGUCUAUUCUAUUUCCCAUGAGAAGAAUCAUUCGAAGAAGGUUGAUUUAGCUAUAACUUUCUUAUUUCUAGUUGUAGCUAUUUUCCUUGAUCUCUAUGCAGUACUUUUACUGUUCUCAUCAGAUUGGACAGAUCUUUAUCUGACCAAGCAUUCAACUAUCGGAAAGGCCCUCGCUCCUUUCCAGCUUCCUAAACAUAUACGGUGGUCAAAUUCCUUAGCACGACCCAGUUUGCUGAGCUUUUGCCUCAAAAGUAAACCGAGGACCAUCGAUGAAGUCUCUGAUGAGUUGAACGGGUUAGCAUUCACCCAUCUCGACAAAUUUCAGUACAUGAGCAUAUCAAGCGGGAGGCAGAGUCUGAAUCCACCAGUUAUGAGAGUGAGCGUAAAUCAUUGUGCAUCUACCGAGGGGAUCAUGUGCUUCAAAAUUCAGGAUUUUUUAGAUUAUUUAAGUUGGGAGUGUAGCAGUACAGUUCGACCAAAGCCAACUAUCGCACUAUAUGCUGUAUCUCCUGGUCAUGCGUCCUUUCAUAUUGCCAAUGGGGAUUGGAAAGAUCAGAUCCGAUAUCUAGAUACUUGCAAAGAAGUCAUAAACGUUUUUGGAGAGCGCGAGUCCAUGUUAGGUGAUAUCCAAACUUCGAAUCACAGGCCUCAGAAUUCUUGGCUUUUGGCAAUCAAUCCUUUCAGCAAAGGGAAGUCUAAGCCAAAUGAAACCAAGGCAUGCAAGGUGUUGCUCAAUGUGAACACUACAGUCCCACCAGUCAAACUAAAAGGUGACAGAAGCAAAUAUCUCGUACUCGACGCAUGCAGGCUGGCGUCACAGUUGCAAGAUAUAUCAAACAGAGAGGAAAAAUGGAAGCUAGUUAGCAAUGUUUGGGUGGAAAUGCUAGCUUAUGCUGGCAGCCGUUGUAAUGGAAAUUAUCAUGCACAGCAAUUGAGACAAGCUGGUGGAGAACUUCGCCGUCGCGUCUGGCUCCUGAUGGCACAUUUUGGUUUAACAGAGCAGUUUCAGAUAUCUCAUGGUCACGCAAGAGCUAAGAUCAGUAUGGCCCGAAAGUCCAAAGACAAAAGACAUGCAGUGACGCAGGUCUUGAGAACAAUGGAAAGCUCCAAAUCCGAUAAAAUCAUAAAAGCGGAUCCGGAAGAUGUCACAAGGCGGAUGUCAUCUGUUAUAGUUGGUGACAGAUGGGAUCAACUAUCCCCCUUCACCCCACUCACAUUCGCGCUUCAUAAGAAAUGGAUAGCCAACUGGGAGAAGGUCACCUAUAGCGAUAGCGUUAGGGAUGUCAAUUGUAUUCGUUUUCAUUCACUCGAAGAGGUGGGUGUGGAGGUUGAUAUGAAGACGGGUAAACAUUAUCCAACUCGUUUGGGUAUGGAAGCGAAUAGAAUACCCUUCAAUUCGAAAAAUCUUUACCACAACCACAAAGGUCGUCUGUGA
This is a messenger RNA of Dovyalis caffra, 1845 nucleotides long. The record is from the annotation of a GenBank genome assembly. NCBI's taxonomy places the organism in Eukaryota, Viridiplantae, Streptophyta, Magnoliopsida, Malpighiales, Salicaceae.